Molecule: messenger RNA, 1910 nt
Organism: Stereum hirsutum FP-91666 SS1
Lineage: Eukaryota; Fungi; Basidiomycota; Agaricomycetes; Russulales; Stereaceae
Product: alpha/beta-hydrolase
Exons: 15
Coding region: 360-1910 (516 amino acids)
Biological process (GO): proteolysis
Molecular function (GO): serine-type carboxypeptidase activity
Source: RefSeq, a predicted model, not a curated record
GCGAUAAAGAAAUCCAUAUCCCUCAUCCUCUCGCCGCCUCUCGAGCACAUGGUCAUUGCUCCUUAUAUACUUGCUCUGUCCCAGUCUGUCGUCGCCUUCCCAGGUACUCGCUCCCAAUUAUGGGUAUCGAGGAGACACGUAUGGUCAUGGUGCGAACAGGUACAGAUGCUUCCAGAUAUACCUGUUCGAUGGGCGGGAGAUGCAGCCCACUGUGAUCCCGAAAUAUCGCACGCUUUCGCCGGGGUGCUAUUGUCCGCUGCCGGCGAAGCACGUCGACGAUAACUCCGUAUAAAGGGUUCCUCACCAAUACCACGUCAGUGAACACAUCGCUCAGUCUUUUGUCUUGUCACGGCUACACCAUGGCGCGAAAUGUCAUACUGGGGCUGUUCUUGGCUGCAUUCGCUUUCUCAACGACUUUCACGAGUGCGAGGGAUACGUCGCCGGCUGCGCUGAGGGCGAAACACGCCAAAGCAUUCGAGAGGCAGGCGACGGCAUUGAGGCGCGAUGGCGAGUUCGAGAAGAGGGCAUCUGGACCGAACAUCAAGAACAUAACGUUCGCAAAUCCGAAGGCUUCAGAGUUCUGGGUCAACGGAAGCUCUAUUCCACUUGUUGACUUUGAUGUAGGAGAUUCGUGGGCUGGCCUGUUGCCAAUCAGUAAUGCCACGGACGAAACUAGACAGUUGUUCUUUUGGUUCUUCCCUCCAGGUCCUGAAGGAAGUCUGGACGACUUAAUCUUCUGGACCAACGGAGGUCCUGGAUGUUCGUCUCUCGAAGGAUCUUUCCAAGAGAACGGGCCAUUCACUCAAUCCUGGGGCCAAGCCAAACCUACCGUCAACGACCGAAGCUGGACGAACCUUUCAAGCAUUCUAUUCGUCGAGCAACCCGUGGGAACCGGUUUUAGUCAGGGAACUCCAACCGCUCGAGAUGAGAAUGACGUCGCGGAACAACUUGUCGGGUUCUUCCAACAGUUCCUAGAGGUGUUCAGCGAGCUGAAAGGGAAGAACUUUUACCUUUCUGGUGAAAGCUAUGCGGGGAUGUACGUUCCUUAUAUCGCGAACUUCAUCUACGAGAAUGAAGGGAUGCUAGACCUGAACUUACAGGGUUUCUGGAUCUCUGAUCCCGUCAUAGGGUGGGACGUGGUCCAGACACAAAUCCCUGCCGUGGACUUCGUGCACAAAUAUGAGCAUGUUUUUGCUUUCAGUCAAAGUUUCAUGUCACAACUGGAUGCCACAGCCGCAAGCUGCAACUACACCGGAUAUGUCGACAAAUUCGUCACUUUCCCUCCGAGCGGGCCUCUUCCCCUCCCUGGAACGUCUACGGAAGCAAACCGUGGUUGUGACGUCUGGGAUAUGAUCUUCGACGAGGCGGUAAACAUCAAUCCGGCGUUCAACAUCUACAGGAUCUUCGACACUUUCCCUAUUCUAUGGGACGUCCUCGGCUUCCCAGGCUCGUUCCCACAAGCUCAGACCCUCCCGCUCUACUUCGACCGUACCGAUGUCAAAGAAGCGAUUCACGCCCCAACGAACGUGAGCUGGUCCGAGUGCGGCGACGUUAAUGUCUUCCCGCACGGCGAUGCUUCCUUGCCUCCCGCUGUCAAUGGUAUCCUUGCAAAUGCCAUUGAGAAGAGCAAUCGGAGUGUAGUUGUGCACGGGCUGGCAGACUUCAUCCUAAUUGCAGAGGGAGCAAGGAUUGCGCUUCAAAACAUGACUUGGAACGGGUUACAAGGUUUCCAAACCCCCAUCGCUAACGAUUCUUUCGUCGUCGACGGCGUCUCGCUCGGCAAUACACACACGGAGCGCGGGUUGACUUACUACGAAGUAGUCCUUAGUGGCCACAUGAUCCCGCAGUUCUCACCAGUUGCAGCAUUCCAGAUCAUGCAGUUCCUCAUGGGGUUCAGAGAUAGCCCAUGA